GUGGAAGAGGAACGGCUCCUACUACCAGACGACGCACAAGGGCGAGAUGAAGGACGACCUGUUCUCCUUGACCCUCCAGGAUGUGGGCAUGCAGGACAAUGGGGUAUACAGCGCCACCUUCAUUGGGGACAGCCCCCUGGCCAGUGCCUUCUUCAGGCUGAUUGUGCGAGGAUGCGCGGCAAGGAAGUGGGGGCCGGCCUGCGAGAAGGACUGUCCCGACUGCCUGAAUGGCGGCGUCUGCCACGACCACAUUGGCGAGUGCCUCUGCCCCCCGGGCUUCAUGGGCACCCGCUGCGAGAAAGCCUGCCGAGAGGGCCGGUUUGGCCGUAACUGCCAGGAACAAUGCGUCAGCAACCAGGGCUGCCGGGGCCUGAGCUUCUGCCUGCCCGACCCCUAUGGCUGCUCCUGCGCGUCCGGCUGGAGCGGCCCCCAGUGCACCCUCGCCUGCCCACACGGACGCUACGGCCCUGACUGCGCCCUGGACUGUCGCUGCCAGAACGGAGGCACUUGCAACCGCUUCAGCGGCUGCGUCUGCCCCUCGGGUUGGCAUGGGCAGUACUGCGAGAAGACAGACCGGAUCCCCCAGAUCAUCAACCUGGCCUCGGAGCUGGAGUUCAACCUGGGCUCGCAGCCUGUGGUCAACUGCAUCGUCACGGGGAACCCGCUGCCCGUGCGGGACAGCAUCGAGCUGCGCCUGGUCGAUGGGACACUGCUCAAGGCCAGCAAGGCCAUCAUGGUAACGAACCAGACCACCUUCGAGUUCGUGGUGCCACCACUUACCCUGGUGAACAUGGGAUUGUGGGAGUGCCGGGUCUCCACCACUGGUGGCCAGGACAGCCGGCGGGUCAAGGUCCAUGUCCGAGUGCCGCCGAAGCCACAGAGUGCCCCCCGGCUGCUGGCCAAGCGGAGCCGGCAGCUCGUGGUGGCCCCCGUGGACAGCUUCUCUGGUGAUGGGCCCAUUGUCUCCAUCAAGGUGCUCUACAGGCCCCGGGACAUGCCCUCGGCAUGGUCGUCCAUCGUGGUCAACCACAGUGAAAGCAUCACACUUGUGAACCUGCAGCCGGUCACCGCCUACCUUGUCAGGGUGCAGCUGAGCCGCCCGGGGCAGAACGGCGAGGGGCCCGCGGGGCCGCAGGCCGUCAUGGUGACAGAGUGCCAGGAGCCCUCGGCUCAGCCUGUGAUCGAGGGCUGGUCUGUGGAGGGGAAGAACACGCUGCAUGUCAGCUGGAGGGUGCCCAGCAUCCACGAGCCGGCCCACGGGUUCAUCGUGCGCCUCCUUGACGCCGCCGGGGCGCUGGUUCAAGAGACCAACAUCAGCUCCAUGUCUGUGCACUCGGCCCGCAUCCCCAGCCUGGAGUUCAACCAGGAGUAUGGCCUGCAGGUCUUUGUCUACCACUGCACUGGCCUGGGCCCCCCCUCCGACCUGCGCAGCGUCACCAUCAACAGCAAAGGCCCUUCCUCCCCACGGUUGCUGCGUGCUGAGCCUGUGACUGACAGCAUGGUGCGGCUCAGCUGGCACAGCCCCGAGUACCCCAAUGGGGGCAUCAGCAAAUACACGGUGGAGCUGCAGCAGCUGGGUGGCUCCAGUGAGCCCCAGUGGGUCGACACGGACAGCGGUGCCGAGACCUCCAAGGUCCUUGGUGGGCUCAAUGCCAGCACCGGCUACCAGUUCCGGGUCCGCGCCAACUCCCACGUGCCAGGCGAGUGGAGCCAGCCGGUGCGCGUGGAGAACCUGGGAGACGGUGACCUGAGCCCAGUGCCCAGCUUGGAGAGCCAGGGCAUGCAGCCCUCGGGCAUUGACCAGCAGCUGCUCCUGGCCAUCGUGGGCUCUGUGUCCGUCACCUGCAUCACCAUCCUCCUCGGCCUCCUCUCCCUCUUCCUCAUCAAGAACUUCUUCCACCGCCGCCGCACCUUCACCUACCAGUCGGGCUCAGGGGAAGAGACCAUCCUGCAGUUCAACUCGGGCACGCUGACGUUGACGCGGCGGCCGAAGCCACAGCCCGAGCCCCUGAGCUACCCCAUCCUGGAGUGGGAGGACAUCACCUUCGAGGACAUGAUCGGGGAGGGCAACUUCGGCCAGGUCAUCCGCGCCAUGAUCAAGAAGGAUGGGCUGAAGAUGAAUGCUGCCAUCAAGAUGCUGAAAGAGUUUGCGUCGGAGAACGACCACCGGGACUUCGCAGGGGAGCUGGAGGUGCUGUGCAAGCUGGGGCACCACCCCAACAUCAUCAACCUGCUGGGUGCCUGCGAGAACAGAGGCUACCUGUACAUCGCCAUCGAGUACGCCCCGUAUGGGAACCUGCUGGACUUCCUGCGGAAGAGCCGCGUGCUGGAGACUGACCCGGCCUUCGCCAAGGAGCAUGGCACAGCCUCCACGCUCACCUCCCAGCAGCUUCUGCAGUUUGCCUCCGACGUGGCCAAGGGGAUGCAGUACCUGAGCGAGAAGCAGUUCAUUCACAGGGACCUGGCGGCCAGGAACGUCCUGGUGGGAGAGAACCUGGCCUCCAAGAUCGCGGACUUCGGCCUGUCCCGAGGGGAGGAGGUCUAUGUGAAGAAGACAAUGGGCCGCCUGCCCGUCCGCUGGAUGGCCAUCGAGUCCCUGAACUACAGUGUCUACACCACCAAGAGUGAUGUGUGGUCCUUCGGGGUCCUGCUGUGGGAGAUCGUCAGCCUGGGGGGGACGCCGUACUGUGGGAUGACAUGCGCCGAGCUCUACGAGAAGCUGCCACAGGGAUACCGCAUGGAGAAGCCACGCAACUGUGACGACGAGGUGUAUGAGCUGAUGCGGCAGUGCUGGAGAGACCGUCCCUACGAGCGCCCGCCCUUCGCCCAGAUCUCGCUGCAGCUCAUCCGCAUGCUGGAGGCCAGGAAGGCUUAUGUGAACAUGUCCUUGUUUGAGAACUUCACGUAUGCGGGGAUCGACGCCACAGCGGAGGAGGCCUGAGCCACGCCGCACCUGCCCAGCCCUCCUGGAAGUGCCACACACCGGCUGGCACGGGACACAGGGCUCAGGGCACGACAGCCUGGCCCCGCAGGGACACAGGAAACUGGCCUGUUCCGGCGCCACUGCCUGCACACACCUCCUGGCUAGCAGCACCGGCGCAGCAGGGCUGCACCUCAGCCCCCUGGCCACAGCACCCAGCAGGACUUGCACCAUUGCCCAUGGCGCAUCUGCUCCCCAGCUGCUGCAGGUCGGAGCGGGGGCCAGCCAAAGAGCUCCCAGGUAGCCAGUGGGCAGUGCUGCCUGUCUCCUGCCCUGCCCCAUGGGACUUUGCCAUAGCCCGGUGGGGCAGAGAACUGUGGGCUCCGAGAGCCCCUGUCCUUGGAGCCGGCAGACACUGCUUCCCCCUCCGAAGCCUGGGAAGGGCAUCCUGGUGCCCCGUGAGGCAGACACACAAGCUCGGGAAGAGCAGAGCCCCGGGCCCGGCAUUUUCUCUGUGACUGCUCACCCCGGCCAGCUUGCAGACUGACCCUGUGGGCCUGGACUCACUGCUGGGCAUCAGGGACGGAGACGGGCAUGAUCUUCUGCAGGGCUUGGUGCCCAUGUGCUCCCCCGGUGCGCAGACAGGGAGCAGGACUGCCUCGGCACAGCCACGUACUGCCCCACCACCGGUGAGCCCGGCUGUCGCAGCAUCUGCUUCAUGUCCAAUAAACACAAUGCAUGGGA
Alligator sinensis (Chinese alligator) is the source of this 3664-nucleotide messenger RNA. RefSeq names its product tyrosine kinase with immunoglobulin like and EGF like domains 1 (gene TIE1). Gene Ontology annotation, molecular function: ATP binding; protein binding; transmembrane receptor protein tyrosine kinase activity. The transcript has 21 exons. Gene Ontology annotation, biological process: positive regulation of kinase activity; multicellular organism development; protein phosphorylation. Lineage: Eukaryota; Metazoa; Chordata; Crocodylia; Alligatoridae. The coding region runs from base 47 to 2941 and encodes 964 amino acids. Gene Ontology annotation, cellular component: signaling receptor complex. The record is from RefSeq and is a predicted model, not a curated record.